GAAGAGGAGGAAGAAGAGGACAGGCGUAGGAGCCCAAGACCCGUCACCUUCACACUGGGCAAUGAGAUCCUGGGGCUGGGCCCAGAGACCGAGUUUCAGAGCCCUGACGCCGAGGUCUACAUGCACUUCAUGAGGAGCCACUGCUGCUACGACGCCGUCCCCACCAGCUGCAAGCUCGUUGUCUUCGACAUCUCUCUGGAGAUCAAGAAAGCCUUUGUGGCACUGGUGGCCAACGGGGUACGUGCCGCUCCACUCUGGGACAGCAAGACGCAGAGCUUCGUGGGGAUGCUCACCAUCACUGACUUCAUCAACAUCCUCCACCGCUACUACCGCUCGCCCCUGGUGCAGAUCUACGAGGUGGAAGAGCACAAGAUUGAGACCUGGAGAGAGGUGUACCUGCAAGGCUCCUUCAAGCCACUGGUCUACAUCUCCCCAAGCAACAGCCUCUUCGACGCUGUCUACUCCCUGAUUAAGCACAAGAUCCACCGCCUGCCUGUCAUCGAGCCCAUCUCAGGCAAUGUCCUGCACAUCCUGACGCACAAGCGCAUCCUCAAGUUCCUCCACAUCUUCGGCUCCACUAUCCCCAAGCCACGCUUUCUGAAGAAAACGGUGCAGGAGCUUUGUGUUGGCAACUUCCGCGAUGUGGCCGUCGUGCAGGAGACCGGGGAGCACGGCAGGUGGUCCCCAGGGCCCCCCUCUGCAGCCCCUGUGCUCUCUCUUCUUGCAGGGCAAGUGGUCGGCCUUUACUCCCGGUUUGACGUCAUUCACCUGGCAGCCCAGAAGACCUACAAUAACCUGGACAUCAGUGUGCGGGAGGCGCUGCGGCAGCGCACCACCUGCCUGGAGGGGGUCCUCACCUGCUACCCCCACGAAACCAUGGAGGACAUCAUCGACCGCAUCGCCAAGGAGCAAGUCCAUCGCCUGGUUCUGGUGGAUGAGAACCAGUACCCGCGGGGCAUCGUCUCCCUCUCUGACAUCCUCCAGGCCCUUGUGCUCACUCCUGCAGGUAUCGAUGCUCUUAACUCUUAG
Molecule: messenger RNA, 1029 nt
Organism: Balearica regulorum gibbericeps (East African grey crowned-crane)
Lineage: Eukaryota; Metazoa; Chordata; Aves; Gruiformes; Gruidae
Source: RefSeq, a predicted model, not a curated record